AAGUUGCAACAUCCACAAGAAUUACAUUAAAGUCACAUUAAGGGACUCAACUUCUGCAAUCUUUGGGGAAUAUAGCAAACAACUACAGCACUGGUACUCUCAUACCACCCGGGGCACCUGCCGAUUCUCAUGGCUCCAUCUGUACUUUGGCUGCUUCUCGUCCUGGAACUGUCAUCUGUUGGCGGCUUCUUUGUGGACACUGAUAAUCCCAUAAUCUUCCGGAAUUCUGCCAAAAGUUUUGGUUACCAGGUUGUUGAGCUGAAUCAGGGGGUUAUCAUAAGCGCUCCACUUCAUGAAGAUGUAACCAACAAAACUGGAGUGUUGUAUCGCUGCAACCCUGCAACUACAGUGUGCCAGCCAAUCAGAAUUAACGGCUCUCCUGAUGAUUUUAAAGCAUCACUUGGACUUUCUUUGGCAGUUGAUGAAAAUAAUUCCCAGUUGCUGGCAUGUGGCCCGACCCUGAAGAGAACCUGUGGAGAGAAUAUCUAUGUGAAUGGGCAUUGUUACCAGCUGGACAGUGAACUGCAAGUGAAGGAAACCUUACCUCCCUCUCUGCCAGAGUGCAAUGCACGCAGCCUUGACAUCGUUUUCCUCAUUGAUGGCUCCGGAAGUAUUAAAAUCUGGGAAUUCAGAAUAAUGUUGACGUUCGUAUCCACAGUAAUGGCUCAGUUCAACGGAUCUGAUGCAGUGUUUGCGCUCAUGCAGUACUCCACUAACUUCGAGACCCAUUUCGAUUUCACGGAUUUUUUGGAAACCAGAGAUAAGACCACACUGACAAAAGACAUCAAACAACAGAGAGGGCAAACUUAUACAGCCACUGCCAUCAAGAAAGUACUGGAAGAGUUAUUUAUUCCUAAACAUGGCUCUCGUUCCGGAUCCCAAAAGAUACUUAUUGUGAUAACAGAUGGACGGAAAAAUGAUGUCCUUCCAUAUGAAGAACCUAUUGCAGAGGCUGAACGCCAAGGGGUCCUCCGAUUUGCUAUUGGGGUUGGAAAUGCUUUCACCACACGUGAUGCACUUGAGGAGCUGAACAGCAUUGCAUCCAAACCAACUGAAGACCACGUCUUCCAAGUCAUCGACUUCUCUGCCCUCAGUCAAUUCCAAAAGCAGCUACAGGACAAGAUAUUUGCAAUCGAAGGCACACAGGUACAGACUGGCAGUGCCUUCCAGUUGGAGAUGUCUCAGGAUGGGUUCAGCUCCUUUCUAACAUCUGAUGGAUCAAUGCUUGGACUGGUUGGAGCCUACGACUGGUCUGGGGGAGUGUCCAUUUUCAAGAGCGGAAAGGACAAUAUCUGGAUAAAUGGAACUCAGGAAAAUGGAGACAUGAAAGCAGCCUACCUAGGGUACGCACUGCAGCCCUUGACCAGGAAUCUGAUCGCUGUUGGUGCCCCUAGAUACCAACACACUGGAAGUGUCCAUAUCUAUAUGAAAAGCGCCUCCAACUGGAACCAAAAGUUUGUUAUCAAGGGAGAACAGAUUGGUUCAUACUUUGGCUCAGUGUUGAGUGGAGGCUCUGUCAACUCAGAACCUGCCAAGCUUCUCCUCCUAGUGGGCGCACCAACGUAUUAUUCCCCUGCUUCCCCAGGGGGGCGGGUGUAUCUAUGUCCAAUUGACGGCAAGAUCAUAAAGAAAGCAAGGAGUUUGGCACUUGCCUCCAUCAUGUGCCCCACAAUUUUGCAUGGUGACCCAAAUCAAUACCUUGGCCAUUUUGGUUCUACCAUUUCCAUCCUACCUGAUUUGACUGGAGACAAAAUGAAUGAUCUGGCAAUAGGUGCCCCAUUUGAGGACCAAAACCAAGGAGCGGUAUACAUAUUCCCAGGACAGAGUGGAGGCUUUAGAGAUUCCUACCUCCAGCGUAUCUCAAGCAGUCAGGUCUAUGGAGGUCUCAUGUUCUUCGGAAGAUCAUUGAGUGGAAAACUAGACAUGACUAAGGAUGGGCUUCCUGACUUAACCAUUGGAAGUGAAGGGAGAGUACUCAUACUCAGGUCUCGACCUGUGCUUGGAGUCUCUGUGGCCAUGAGAUUCACGCCCAGUAAUAUCCGCUUGCCUUUCUUUGAGUGUCCAAAUCCCACUGAGAAAGGAGCAGCAGCAAAAAUUACAGUUUGCAUGACAACUAGUAAGAGAAGCACCGGAGACAAUGGAGAAGUCUCUGCCCUUUUGACAUACACUCUCCUGCUGGAUGCUAGACGAUCUACGACUCGCGCCAUCUUUGAUGGCACAGGACGCUCAAAAACUGAAACCAUACAGCUAAGAGAAGGGGCUGUGUGUGCGGACCAUUCCUUUAAUCUCCCUGAAUGUGUUGAAGAUUCUUUGACCCCUGUUAGAGUUGCUCUUAAUUUCACCCUCUCUGGAGUCUCCGUCUUGAGUGAGGAUUCACCUACCAACAUUUCAGACCAGAUAUUAUUUCAGAAGAACUGUGGGAUCGAUGAUCUAUGUCAGGAUGAUCUGAGGAUCACCAUGGGAUUUGCAGAUUUGAAAAACCUAGUGGUGGGGCUAUCUACUGAAGUUAAUGCAACAGUUUCAGUGCAGAAUCAUGGGGAGGAUUCCUACUACUCUCACGCUAUUAUGAGUCAUCCCAUUGGCCUGUCCUAUCGUAGGGUUGUUAUUAUUCAGAGCAACAGGCGUAUCUCACUCUCAUGUUCAGUCCUCAAUAGUGAGAUGGUAUACUGUGGCAUCAACAACCCUCUACUGCGACCCAACACUUCGGUGAUCUUCAUAGUCAGUUUUCAUGUCUCUUCCAGUGUUGAUCUGGGAAGCACCAUGAAGUUUUCAGCUAUUGUCGCCAGUGAUAAUGGUGGAGUGCCCAAUGACCAAAUGAAAUCUUCAGCCCAACUAAAAGUUCUAUAUGGAGUUUAUGUAACUGUUUCCAGUGGUGAAGACUCCACAAAAUACACAAACUUCUCGUCUGACGGUGCCAUAACCGAUAUUCGCAGUGUGCAGCAUGUAUACAAGGUGUUGAACUUGGGCCAACGUCCUCUACCUCUUUCAGUCAUCCUCAUGGUCCCUGAGAAGCUAAAGGAGGUUCCUGUAUGGGACAGGAUAAAUAUCACAUUCUCAGAGGAAGAACUUUCAAAUGGAACCAUUGACUGCAGCAGCAGUGUGCUGACUCCAAAAACAGAGAAUAUUGAGGAGAACCUGAAAUCCCGUGCUGUUCUGGAUUGUGCAGUGAUGACUUGUGUCCAGUAUGUGUGUAACAUCAGCAGUUUAGACACUCAGGAUUCAGUGCAGUUUAUGAUCAGUGGACAAGUAACCAAAGAAUGGACCACACUGACAGCCCAGCAGAAGGUUUCACUCCAGAGUUCUGCAGAACUCAUAUUUGAUUCAGAGAAGUAUCAGCACAUUCUGGAACAGAACGAGCCUUUCAUCAGGACCCAGAUCCAGACAGUGCUGGAGGUGAACUCAGAGUAUAACUAUCUGCCGAUUAUUGCUGGAAGCAGCGUAGGAGGCUUGUUGCUUCUGGCUCUGAUUACCGCUGGGUUGUACAAAGCUGGGUUUUUUAAACGUCAAUACAAAGACAUGAUGGAAGCUCCAGAUGGAGCAACUGAGGGACAAAAUGAACCUGCUGGGGACUCACAAAACCCGGAUAUAUGAGAAGGAUCUAAAGAAUGAGGACCCAUCUGCAAGUUCAUGCCAAAGCAUGUAGAGCCAUGUUUGCACACAGAACCACCAUGGAGACAUAUGGACUUUCAGAGACAUAUAUAUAUUUUAUAUAGGGAAGCAAUCAGAUAUUUAUGCCUCAAUGGUCAUUAAAAGGUACUCAUACAAAGCCACACAGGCUGCCAGCUUUACCUCUCUUAACUGAGCUGGAAGCCUAUUGGCCCGUGUAUGUCCUGAAAAAGUUGUUGUUAGUUGGGGCUUGUUCAGAUCUCACUGAGCUGAGCAGAAAAUCCUAUUGACCAAGAACCACAUUUGGCCAUGGAUUUGGUCCUCAGCUCUACAUUACCUGGUAUGUUUCAAACCCUUGCUUGAGGGACACUUCGCAAUGGCCAGGAUAUUUGUCAACCUGGACAGACAUGAAGAUCUUUCUGUAUACGGCUAACUUUAGAAGAGCCAAUACAACAUUAAUCCCCACAAUAUCAGGGAUUAUUGAUGAUUUUGAGUAUUAAGGCUUUAAUAAGAUUUAUGGGUACAAAAUGAUGGCAGACAGGCUCUGAAGGACAUCUAUGUACCUUCAUUAUCUGUUGUAUUCACACAUCUGCAUAAUAACAGUCCAGUUCCAGAAGAGGCCAAUAUCUUUAAAAUAUGUUCAGGCUAUUCAUCUUCCAUUCUGAAGGACAAAUAAAUAAUUAUAAAACUACCAUAAACUAAAAUAUGACGGGUAAUUGCAAAUUAAGAAUGCAUAUUUUUAGGUGAACUACUCUAUUAAUGUCAUCAGACAGCACCACCAGCACAGAGGUGAUCUGUAGAAACCCCCUAAAACUCUACCGUUGUGGAAACCAUUUUAGACGAUGCCUUUAAAUGGACUGUAGAUCCCUUUCUGCAUCUGAACAGUACAAAUAUACACUGAUCAUUUGAAUAGUUCAUCGCCCCAAAUUCUACUUCUUCUUCUUUGACGUCAGGGGAUGUGUGAAUUGAGGAAGUCACAAUCAAGACAAAACAAGAGCUUCUUUAAUAUAAAAUAACUGCCUCCUUGACAUUUAGGAGAAUUUCUGUCAUCUCCUCAUUAGUGUAUUGUUCAACAAUUCCUCAAUAAUAAGAAAAAUGAUGUGAAAUAAGGAAUAUGCUCUAAAUGACUCCAUUGUUGACCUUCCAAGAGCAUUUCAAAUUUGAAAGCCACAGCAUGCUCUUCUACAUUUUAACCCAUGGCACCUCAAGCUAUGGAAACCAAGGGCAUAUGUCCCCUGUCCCAUUUCAAAUGCCCAAACUGGCCUACCAAAUUAGCCCACACAUGGAAAGGAGUAAAUAGGAAGUCUCUCUGGUGCACCAUCUGCCAAUACACUGAACUAAAUCCUAAGUGACCCUUCCUCCCUUUUAUUAUUGUGCUUUGUAGUUAAUUGUUACAGCGAUAAUCGCUUCCCCUUGUUUUACCCCAGCUUGCAUCUUCUGACCAACCCCAAACUCCUCCCUACCUAAUAAUUGAUUGAAAUAAAGUAACCUGAUUGUACCCUA
Messenger RNA from Xenopus laevis (African clawed frog), 5109 nucleotides. RefSeq names its product integrin alpha-M (gene itgax.L). The coding region runs from base 130 to 3591 and encodes 1153 amino acids. The record is from RefSeq and is a predicted model, not a curated record. The transcript is spliced from 30 exons. Lineage: Eukaryota; Metazoa; Chordata; Amphibia; Anura; Pipidae.